AUGAGAAUGAUCAGGCAGCAGCUGGCGGCACAUGCGCUGUUCUGCUACAAGGUUUUCUGGGAGCUCAUGUUCCAUUUCGUGCGGGAGGGGGAUGGCACGUGCCUGCCUGUUCCUGACCUGGAGCAGCCAGGGGCAGGCCCUGGGGACCUGCAGAGGCUGCAGGAUGCCAGCACUGCCGUCCUGGAAAGGCUCAUGAAGCUGGAGGCUGAAGUCAAGUAUGUCAGCACUGAGCUGCGUGCAGAGAAAUUACUGUGGAGCAGCAGGUACCUGGAGCUGCUGAGGGAGCAGCAGGAGCUCCAUCAACAGUUCCAGGAGUGGGGACGGAGCCAGGGGCCCAAGGCCAAGGACAUGCAGAGCAAAGCCGAGGCUCCCAGUCUGGAUGGAACUGAUGGGUGGUGCAUGGGAGAUAGCGGCCUCCAGACGUCGCCAGCACCUGGAUGCCCAGGGCCCAGCCGCACCCUGGUACCCGGGCAGCCGUGCCAUGUUCACCACGGACCCUGCAUCUCGGGCACAGAGCCAAGGUCCUGCUGCAGUCAGGCGGGAUUGGUGUGGGUUCCAUCCGGUACCUGGGGGUCUUCCCCGACCAGGCCAAGUUCUCCGUGGGAGUGGAGCUAGAGGCCUUGAGUCAUGGGGCACACAACAGCAUCCUGGUGGGGCACUGCUGCUUCCCUUGCAAACCCGGACACAGAGUGCUCGUGCCCUUCCGCAAAGUGCUGAUGGUCUGGGAUUAGGCCCCUGCGUGCGGCAUGGCGCUGAGCGGGAUACAUUCGUGGGGGGAGAGGAAAUGGCCUUUGCCCAGGGCUGGAACCAUGGGGCACAAGAGGGGCCAGGAGAAAGAGCCCAGCAUGACUGAGCAGCAGCGAGAUCCAGUGCUACAGGCCUGAGCAGUGUGGAAAGCCAGAUGUGUGGCAGGACCCGUUCCACCAGCAGCAAGUCGUCUUGGGACCUCGGGGGCUGUCACUGCCUAAUGGACAAUGCCAGGCUGGGGCCGGUUUACCUUGUGAGUGCCCGGCCAAGCACUGUCUGCAGGGCAGAGGAGCCUAGGCAGAGCCCACUGCCCUCCCGCUAGGCAAGGCUAGAGCUGAGGGGAAGGAUCAGCUCCCUGCUAGCCAGGUUUCCUCUCAGGGGACUGUCACUGGGUCCCUGGGCACGCUGCCUGUGUUCGGCUACUUCCUGGCAGUGCGGACAGGAGGGAGUUACUGGGUCUCGAUCCAGCUGAGCCGUUUCCUUGCAAGGGCUUUGCCCAGCCCUGCAGAAGGAAAAGGGGAAGGGCACAAGCCCGUGAAUGCCGUCCGCGCAGCUGGGAAAAGGGGCUGGGUGUGGCCACAGGCCCAACCUUCCUGGGCUGCAGCCAGCGCUGGAUUCAGGUCAGCCCUCACCCCAGUACCAAGCCCUGGUCUCUUUGCAGUGAGCCUCCUGUGCGCUGCAUGAGCCGAGUCUGUCUAUGGCCACCCCGCGGUUCCACGCUCACAGCAUGACCUAGUCUCUCCUUUAGUCUGCCAGUGUUUGCCUGGGCCUGGGGGGCGAUGACUUUGGUGCCCCAGGUUUUGGUGAGACGGAGGACAAGCUCUGGCUUGUUGGCAGCUGGCUCAAGCAGGCUGGGCUGAUUCACAGGAGGGCAUGAAGUGUCUUGCCCACCAGGCAGCUGCCGGGAACCAAACCAGCCACAAACCAGGGAAG
Chelonoidis abingdonii (Abingdon island giant tortoise) is the source of this 1680-nucleotide messenger RNA. Lineage: Eukaryota; Metazoa; Chordata; Testudines; Testudinidae. The record is from RefSeq and is a predicted model, not a curated record.